GGGACGAGAUCGAAACCAGCUUUGCUGAGCGCCGGGGGUCGCCAAGAGUGGGGGACACGGCUCGGCCCCGAGCGCGGCCUGCCCCCGACUCUCCCGGGAGGGGCUCCACCGCCGGGUGCGGGAGGGUUUGCGGGUCCCCUCGCCCGGGACCUGUGCGGCCCCCACCUCCGUCGCAGUUCCCCAGGGUGGCGCUCGGAGCCUCCCGCCCCCUCCGCCGACUGCGACGCUUUUAACUACUUUUAACUCCAAAUCUGCGCGUUUCUCAUCCAGGCUGAGCUGGGAUCCCCGGGUCCUCGAAGUCCGAGCUGGGUGCUGUCUCUCUGCUCUGGACCAUGUCGUGUUUUUCCCCGGUGGUCCCCAAACAGGAAGUUCUCCCCAGAGACGACGUGGGCCCGGCCGGGGUGUUGACACUCAGGGCUGGCAGAGGGCAGCAGGCCUCCGCUGAGCGACCCCCCCACACACAGCGUCCAGCCUCGCAGACGCGUGGGGGCCGGUGAUCGAGCGGGGGCUGGGCUUCCCCCCUCCCCCCCACACACACCCUUUCCAACUCCGGGUGGGGAGAGGCCCCCGAGACAGAUCUGACCCGAACCUUACUGACUCUUGGCGGUUAUUCCUUUGCCUGGAAAAAAUAACGUAUCUGUGAUUUCUGGACUUUUGAACUGAACGCAACAGUUCGCAUUUUCAGCCGCGGGCGGGGGGUGGGGAUUGAUUUGCAAAGUUCAUCGUAGUAUGUGUAACUGACAGGCCUUUACUAAAGGAUGCCAACGUGAGGAUAACUGACAUUGAACUCGGUUUUAAAUCACCUUCCUCUCUGUGAUCAGGUUUGACUCCACUAAGCAUUUGGGAAGUAGUAGCCAGUCGGAGGGUGAUUUUACUGGCGUAAAAUUCCUCAGGCUCAGUUCCUUCCCCAGGUUAGAAAGAACUUAGGCGAUCUGGUUCUCUGAUGGAAAAUGAAGAGCUAUCACUGUUUCUAAUCUCAGCUGAAGGGGACUUUCCACACACAUGUUUACACAGUCUCAGAACAACGCUUGGAGGGCAGGUCGGAUGUGUGCCCACGUUUUACAGACAUCGGAAUGAGGCAUGACCUGCUCCUGGGUAAUUUUGUUCCACGUCACCCCGGGCUCUUGAAGCAGCACCUGCAUCUCCACAGCUGUGAUUCUUAAAUUUCACACCGCAGUAAAGACUGAAUACUAAAUUUGAUGUGGAACAGAAAUAUUCGUUGUUCACACUUAUAAAGGGAGUAAUGGAGCGUGAAUUGCUCUGUUCUAGACCCAGGGAGAUAGCAGGGAUCCAAGCCCUUGCCCUCUGGUAUUUUGCAUUUUAGAGGCAAGAUGACAAUAAACUAACAAACAAAAGGACACAGAGCCCCAGGUAGCAGCAGGAGCUGUGAAGAUGGGUGAGGAGGGGAGGCUGGGGCUGGCUCCUCUCAGGCUGAAGGAAGUGGGGAUGAGCCUUUUGGAAGCACCGCUUCCCAGUUGAGCUGAGUGGACCCCACAGGUUGAGUUGAAGCAGAGACUGCAACCUUAGGGAAACUGACACUUUCUGUUGUGGGGACUGUUCUGUGCAUUGUAGGAUGUCCUUUACUCACUGGAUGUUAGUAGCAACUCCCCAGUUCUGACCGUCAGAAGUGUCUCCAGACAUUGAUGAGGGAGUCACAGUGUCCCAAUUAGGAGUGGCUGGGGUGCAGGAGAAGCAGCGACCAGAGGUGGAGACUCGCCGGGGGCUCAGCCCCCCGCCACAGGCAAGGUCUCCUCGGACCUCACAGCUGCCGUGUGGGUUCUAGCCAAGGAAGGACACCAUUAGCUAUAGGUCUGGCCGCUCUGUGGGAGGCAGGGGUGAAGGAAGUCACAGUUAGAGCUGGGGAGCAGCAAGAGAGCUGUUGCUGGGUUGCAGGGGGAGAUGGCAGCCGGGCCUGGGGCUAGCCGAGGAGGCCGUGAGCAGCAGGUGCUUUCUGGAUGUCUUUAGAAGGAGGUUGCCGAAGGAUCUAGGCACUGUGUGAGAGAAAGAGAAAAGUCAAAGGCGACUCUGUGAUUUAAAAUUAUUUUAGAUGUGUCAGUGGCCUGAGCCGUGGGGUGAUGGGUGAUGCCAUUUCUGAGAUGGUGAAGGCAGAAGAGCGAGCGGCUUGGGGGAAAUCAAGAGUUAGACUGAAGUUGGAUUUUUCCAAUUAGUUAUCCAACCAGUGGUGUCCUGUUGGCAGUUGGGUGUAAGAAUCUGGAGUUCAGGGCCAGAGAUAAACAGCAAGGAGUUAUCAUCGAUUCAUCUAACAAGGAUGUACCGAGCCCCGAGUACAUGCCAGGCGCUGUUCUAGGUAUUAGGCGUUCAUCCCUGAGUCCCUCUUUCCACAGCGGAAGGAAGGGAAACUCUCUCUUGCCCUUCCUGGGUCUUCUUCCAUGUUUGCUCUGAAAGUAUCCUAGUGAUGCAUAGCAGAUCUGCCAGCAGUUCACAGCAAACACUUACACAGGAAAGAGUUUAGAUGGGAAUUAUGAAAAAACAAAUAAACAAACAAACAACAACCCAGCAGUGAAUUCCUCUACACGUGGAUCUAAUUCCCUGUGAGCGCCCUGAGCUCGGCUGCCCCAGCUAGAGACCCUUUGGGAUCUUAGAGAGUUGGUGGGCUGCAGGGGAGAUUGCCCUAAAUGUUGGAAUGGGGCAGAGGCUGGGAGCUCCAAGAGGGUGGUGGCAGCCCCCCCGGGGAGGGGAGAGCACCCAGGCUGUGGUGGGGGGCGGAGAGGCCCUGCAGCUCACGUGUGGUGGGUGGGCCCAGACGGAGAAGAGGUGCGGCCCUGCUGCCUCCCAGCCCCUUUCGCAGUCCACAGAGAUGUCCUCUUGCCUUCUCCCCAGGAUCCCAUUCUCUGCGCUACCUCUUCAUGGGCGCCUCAGUGCCGGAUCUUGGGCUGCCCCUGUUUGAGGCCUUGGGCUACGUGGACGACCAGCUGUUCGUGUCCUACAGUCACGAGAGUCGCCGUGCAGAGCCCCGCACCCAGUGGGUCCAGGGUGGGGCCACCAGCCAGCUGUGGCUGCAGCUGAGUCAGAGCCUGAAAGGCUGGGAUCACAUGUUCAUUGUGGACUUCUGGACCAUCAUAGACAAUCACAACCACAGCAAGGUAACGAAGCUCGGGGUGCUGUCAGAGUCCCACACCCUGCAAGUGAUCCUGGGCUGUGAGGUACAAGAGGACAACAGCACCAGGGGGUUCUGGAAGUAUGGGUACGACGGGCAGAACCAUCUGGAAUUCUGCCCCGAGACGCUGGACUGGAGAGCAGCAGAGCCCAUGGCCCAGGCCACCAAGUUGGAAUGGGAAGUGAACAAGAUCCGGGCCAAACAGAACAGGGCCUUCCUGGAGAGGGACUGCCCUGAGCAGCUGCAACGCUUGCUGGAGCUGGGGAGAGGGGUCCUGGACCGGCGAGUGCCCCCUCUGGUGAAGGUGACUCAGCGUGUGGCCUCGGCUGUGAGCACCCUGCGGUGUCAGGCCCUUAACUUCUACCCCCAGAACAUCACCAUGAAGUGGCUGAAGGACGGGCAGCCACUGGAUGCCACGGACGUUGAGCCGAAGGAUGUGCUGCCCAACGGGGAUGGGACCUACCAGGGCUGGGCGGCGUUGGCCGUGGCCCCCGGGGAAGAGCAGAGAUACACCUGCCAAGUGGAGCACCCCGGCCUGGAUCAGCCCCUCACUGCCGCCUGGGAGGCCCCAGUGUCUGGCACCCUGGUCAUUGGAGUCAUCAGUGGGAUCGCUGUUUGCAUCAUCCUCCUUUUUACUGGAAUUCUGUUCAGAAUCUUAAGGAAAAGACGGGCUUCAAGAGGAGCCAUGGGGGACUACGUCUUGGCCGAAUGUAAGUGACGGACAGCCUGCAGACCCCUUGUGGGGAGGAGACGUGGAGACUCAAAGAGAGGGCGCCGCUGUGGCCCUCUUGGUGUUCCAGAGCAGGACUGGACUGAACGGACGGGAACUGCACCAGCAAGUCUCUGCUUGAGUCCUGCCUUCUUCAUUUUUGGAAAGUUCCUCCCAUUUCAGUUUUUGAGUUCCCGCGUGCCAGAGAGCCCCAGCGCUGGCCUCGGGGCAGAACAGCCUCCUUGAAUCACCAGCUGCCUCUAGGGCCUGCCUUCGCUUCUGCAUCACUUCCCACUCCGCGUGCCCACGUCAUCACAUCUCCUACCUCGGGAAUAGCGCUCCUGAAAUCUGGGGGACUCAUGGUUCCUUUCAACAUCUGAGAAAAACAAUGAACUUUCUCCUUGGGACAUAACACUCUCAUGCCCUUACCAGAAUUUUGCACAUACAUUCAGGCAUUUCUUAGGCCCAUCCGAGUUUCCUUUUGGUCCCCUCUCUCUCUGUUGUCCAGUAAUUCACCUGUCACUGCCCCUCUGGUCUCUUCCAUCAGAGGGUGAAGUGGGUCAGUGUACAGCGGCAAAGGCCGUGCACUGCACAACCCAAGGAGGCACCUUUCCAAGAAGAGCCAUUGUGGAUGCCUCUGUUUAUUUAUGAUAGUUUUCCAGGAAGGGGGUGGGAAAUGUCUUGAAGAGGGUAUCUUUUUCUAUUUGGCAGCAAGUUGUCACAGAUCCACACAGACUCACGAUUUACAUUAAAGCAUUCCUAGUGCCUC
Messenger RNA from Enhydra lutris kenyoni (northern sea otter), 4596 nucleotides. RefSeq names its product hemochromatosis (gene HFE). Gene Ontology annotation, cellular component: external side of plasma membrane. NCBI's taxonomy places the organism in Eukaryota, Metazoa, Chordata, Mammalia, Carnivora, Mustelidae. Gene Ontology annotation, molecular function: transferrin receptor binding. The record is from RefSeq and is a predicted model, not a curated record. Bases 2637 to 3836 code for a protein of 399 amino acids. The transcript is spliced from 5 exons. Gene Ontology annotation, biological process: antigen processing and presentation of endogenous peptide antigen via MHC class I via ER pathway, TAP-independent; regulation of iron ion transport; antigen processing and presentation of endogenous peptide antigen via MHC class Ib.